Messenger RNA from Macadamia integrifolia, 1781 nucleotides. RefSeq names its product phosphatidylinositol transfer protein 3-like. The record is from RefSeq and is a predicted model, not a curated record. The coding region runs from base 324 to 1349 and encodes 341 amino acids. Gene Ontology annotation, molecular function: phosphatidylinositol transfer activity. Lineage: Eukaryota; Viridiplantae; Streptophyta; Magnoliopsida; Proteales; Proteaceae. The transcript has 7 exons.
AGAUGAGCAGAUUUUGUCCUUAUCUUUCUGUUUUUUCUAAUAAGAUUAUGGUUUUCGUUUGUGGUGAUUAAAUUUCUUUCCAAAUUGGUUAAUUGGUGUCUUUUCUGGUUUUCCAUUUUAUUGUUCACCUCAACAUUCCUCUGUUCUUCUACCAGAAAAUAAAAAAAGAAAAAGAAAAAAAUUCCUCUGUUCUUGGGAAAGCUUAUUUCUGUAUGGGUCAGGUCGAAAUCCCUCUGAGAGUCUCAGACUAGGAGCUUUGGUGUGGAAAAUCUAACAUUUCAUUUAUUUAAAGCUGUGUAUUAGAUCCAUUUAUUUUUGGAAAGAUGUCUUCCAUCAAACUGCAAGGAAGUGGGAUAGAAAGAACUUUGUCACAUGAAGAGCAGCAAACUAAGAUCAAUGAAGUUAGACAGCUUUUAGGUCCUAUUGCUGACAAGCUGCCGAAUUUCUGUUCGAAUGCUUCAAUAUUAAGGUAUCUCAAAGCAAGGAAUUGGAAUUCGAAGAAUGCAUGUAAAAUGCUGAAGGAAUCCUUGAAGUGGAGGCUGGAAUACAAGCCAGAAAAAAUCCACUGGGAGGAUGUUGCCUGUGAUGCUGAGACAGGGAAGAUCUACAGGUCCAACUACUUAGACAAGUAUGGAAGGACUGUUCUAGUCAUGAGACCUGGUUUCCAGAACACAACCUCGACAAGAAGGCAGAUAAAAUAUUUGGUUUAUUGUAUGGAGAAUGCCAUAAUGAAUUUGGCCUCAGAUCAGGAACAGAUGGUAUGGCUAAUCGACUUUCAAGGGUGGACUAUGGGGUGUGUAUCAAUGAAGGUCACUCGUGAAACAACUCGUAUAUUGCAGGAUCAUUACCCUGAGAGGCUGGGCAUAGCAAUCCUCCAUAAUCCGCCAAAAAUUUUUGAGUCUUUUUGGACGAUGGUGAAACCCUUUCUAGAGCCUAAGACGUACAAGAAAGCGAAAUUUGUAUAUUCUCAUUGCCCAGAAAGCCAAAAGAUAUUUGAGGACCUUUUUGAUAUGGACAAGCUUGAAUCUGCAUUUGGAGGACGAAACACAGUUGGGUUUGACUACAAAGAAUACAGUGAGCAGAUGAGAGAGGAUGACAGGAAGAUGACUGAUUUCAUUAACUCAGGAUAUUCGCCUCCAUCAGUUUUAUCUGAUUUCCCGCAGUCAGAGUCAUCAGUUUCAGGAUGUGGUUCAUAUGAAGAAGUGUCUUGUGGAGAUGAUAGAAUUGAUCCGGCAGGUAGUGAUGAUCUUACAGAUGAGAAGAUACCUGGCCACCUUGGCUGCAAAGAUUGUGCUAAUGUGCUUACAGAGGCUCAGGAAAAGGUGAUGCAAAUGAGUGAGUCAGCUUAAAACUUGGGAAACAUGGGUAAGGGCUUAAUCCAUUUCUUGUCAACCAGUAUAUAUGUGAUGGCCAAUGAAUCUAUUCCAGGAUUCACCAUAUUAAUUUUAUUCAUUUAGCAGCUUUAUAUAGGCCAUAGCUACGCAUAUGCAGGCACAAAUUCACUAUGUGAUGACGCGUAGUGGGUCAUGAUCUUGAGGCUAAUUUUUUUGCAUAAACCAGGUGAUUGGGCGGAUGAAUCACCACCACAAAUCUCCUUCAGAAGGAACUCUGCUUCAAUUUUGUCAUUGUAUAAAUUUAGAUAUUGUUAACUGUGAUCGUCUUGAUUCAAGAUCCCUGGUUUGUCUGGAUUAUAUCAUCAGUGGGGGUGGUUGUAACUCUGUUGGGAAAGAAUCGCAUAACCUUUCUUCAAUUUAGUGGAAAGUACAUUUAACUGAACAAAA